Messenger RNA from Amoebophrya sp. A25, 6243 nucleotides. The record is from the annotation of a GenBank genome assembly. Lineage: Eukaryota; Dinophyceae; Syndiniales; Amoebophryaceae.
AGCAAGACGGAGUGACACACAAUUACAAAUCUCGAAACAUUACCAGAUCUAGAACGUAGUGCAGCAACUAGUACAGUAAACGAGCGUAAUUGAUGCAAAAGAUUUCGUGGUAAGAGGAAAGACUAGUCAGGUCAAAAUGGGCCUCUGCGGAGGCGGGGGCGCCCUACGUCAGGAGCGAGAUAACCUGCAGAGGCAGAAAGUUAAGGAUUUUUGCUCAUGGCACAUAGAAAAUGACCAGCAAAUCGAUCAUAUUAGCUGGGCCGCCUCAGCAUUUCGUUUUGGGAAGACGUCUUCCCUUCAGUCCUCAACUAGAGUGUGUCUUCUAAUGAAGAGGCGCUCGAAACCCAACUGAAGCAGUUGGAGCAAGAGAAGGCUCGCGUCGAGGAAAACCUGCAUGGGCAAAUCAGUGAGCGAGAUCAAAAACUGCAGCAGGUUUGACACGAAUCUACACUCAAUUAUACGUCUUAGCCUAAGUUACUGAUUAAGAUGAUCGUAGAGAUAGCCUAGUGUGUAUUUAACACUGCAGGUUAACUUGAAGGUUGUGAUGUUUUUCCUCACCCCUCUCACAAAUGGAGUCGUGGAAAGAAAUAUAAGCUAACGAUCCCCAGGUCCUUGCAGAACAGCGUGUUACAAAAACAAAUUUGGACGAAGCGGUAGGACAGAAGGACAAUGUGGCACAGCAGCUCAACAAGGAGCUCACGCAACUGCAAGCGGAAAAGAAAAAGAAGGAUAAAGAUUUGAAAGAACUACAAGCGGUAUUAUUAACGAAGACACUUUACUUAUAAAUUUUGGAGUUCUAGUACUACUCCUUUGAAGAUGAUCUAGAUCUUCUAGUUAUUGGCCAAGGCUGUCUGAAAUUAUGUAGUAUCGGAAAUCACCGUGCUUUAUUGUGGCUAUGCAGGCCUACUCUUCAACUUGUCCAUACAGCUUUUCAGCGAGUAUCAGAAGCAUGCGGAAAAGCAUAUAGAAUAUCUCGCGGGAUGCGAAGACAAGACGCCUUUGAUUCUUUUCGAGGCUUACGAUGGUGACCAAGGGACUUUCCUUGGUGAGCAGCUGCUAUUCGGAUCAGGCGAAUUUCACUUGGUAUCUAUGAUAACCAGUAGUUGAUGAAUGAAUUAUUUCUAUUUGGAGAAGUUCACCGCACACAAUCACAAGAGACAAAGCGACGGUGCUAUGGACUUCUUUGAACAAUAAAUUUCUCACUCUCAGAUCGAUCGCGUAGCACACUCUCGAGAUGAUCCACAGAAGGGUAGCAGCGAGCAGCUGGCUAGCGUUGCGAGGCAGACGGCGGCGGGAAAGAUACGCGUUGUAGUAGAACAAGAACCAGAUAAGGCAACAGAUUUCUAAUAUACUACUUUCUGUUUUGUUGAUCAUGUGAUGAAUGGAUAAUUUGAUAAAUGCCAAUAGGACGCGUGGUAAGUUUAUGUGCAUCUCCAACGUGAUGAAUGGAUCAACGUAUACGUCUAAGAGUUGGAUUUCCCUAUCGACCCCAGGUGGACCUCUUUCAUGAAUACUGGAGAUGGCAGUCCAGACGACGAGAAGCAGUUAGUAGUUAGGUCGCUGUAUCAAGAGGGAGGCUCGUCUUCUUCCAGUGUCAACUUUAGCAGUGUCGCGUUUAAGGUAUCCUUCUCGCACUGAAUCUGCAAAACUCAGAAGAAUAGGAAUUUUGUUUUCUCCUUAUUGCUUGAUGUCGUAAUUUCAAGAACGCAACAAGGAGUCUCGUCUUCUAGGCCCGAUUCCAUAAAUCUUCUAGUACUCUCACAACACUUCCACACUGGUAUGUUACCGUCUAAAAAACAUUUUCACUAGGUUUGGCUAAAGGCGCCUACGGAGGGCAGCCCGCGCGCGACGGCCGAGGAACCAGCCCAGAAAUUAGAUGAGGACGGAUCUCCAAUAUUAGUUGACAAAAAGGCUGCGAGUGUCUGGACAGUGGUUACCACGAAACAUUAUACGGCUUACUUCAUAUCUCAUUUCGCACCACCUACACGCGUAGGUCCUUCUAUCAAUCAGUACUAGAAUCAUAUAAUUAGAAUUUCUGAAAUCCACUACUGUGGUAAUUUCUGAUUCUGUCUAUUAAACUCCCAUCAAGUUGGUGCAGACAACGUGCGUGAUCAUACUACUACAACCAAGGUUCCUCAACAUAGUUAGACAACUAUUACUAAGUACGUAAUAUCAUGUAGUAAGAGUUGUAACUAAGCAAAAGCAUCUGGUAGUACACUGAUCUGGUGACGAUCUGACCAUGCUAAAGAUUAAGCAGGCUGGUAGCUUGUUAUUUCUUUGUUCACCUUUCAUUCCUUCUGUGGUGAUUCCCGGGGAUGCCUUGGAAGAUCCUACACAGUAUGGCUGGGUAGCCGAAUUUUCACAUGGUAUUGGCGACGAUCCUGCAGUAAUAUCCUAUCCAUGCGGGAAGUUAUGCUCCUCAUGCCUAGUUUUACAUUAUUACUUACUUAUACAUAGUUGUAAGUUAUGCUCCUCAUGCGUAGUUUUAUACAUUUACUUACUUAUACAUAGUUGUAAGUUAUGCUCCUCAUGCGUAGUUUUAUACAUUUACUUAUAGUUGUAACUUAGUAGAAGUCGUUCAUCUUUUGACUUUUCAGUCUGUACUGGUUAUCUAAUAAUUCGUACUUGUCGACGUCCUUCAAUUAGCUAAGUACAUCGUACAUGGAAAAUGACUCAUCUUCAACUCCUGCUAUCAGCCGUCUCUCUCGUUUUCCUCAGCACUCUGUCUAUAAUUUGCCCUCAAUGUGGUCAAUAAUCUCCCCACGCACCCUCUUCUCCUCUCUAAGCAUUGCAUCGUCAGGAGCGCACAAAGCGGAGGCGCAGUUGCGGGACAUGGGUCUGCACGCGCAACAGCUACAGCAAAGGAUCCAAGACCUGGAGAGGGAUAAAGCGGUGAUUAAGGCUUGAAAUCCAAAAAUUCCAUCUUACGUAUGAAACAUCUUCUUGGAGCUGUUCGAAUGAUCAAGAUGAAUCCUAAGAUGGAUUCGGGUGAGUUCUAAGGUAAGUGCUGAAAGAGAGCAAGACUUUGAUCGAAUGCGGCAGGCCCUGGAAGAGAAAGACCGAGAGCUCGAAAUGAAAUUAGCAGAAGCAACGAUGAUAAUUUAUGAACGGCUAAAAACAAAUCGAAAUUCGCAGAAGCAAAGUAGAUUCAUUUCUUCGAAAAAGAAUUUACAUUUACAGUAUAAGUGUAAGUGGUGUACGUACCCAGUGGCAUCUAUUGUUAAUGUUAGGCUUAUUUUGUGACUUGUCAUCAAAAGUGUUGUAAAAAGCGUUUGACGUAGUUUGUAACAGCACAGUCUCAUUCACUCCCUCCCUCCCUCUCUUCACCUUCAUAGACAACAGCAGAGUGGCGGUGGUGCAGCUGCAGGGGGCGCAGGUGCCGGCGACGGAGCAGGACGUGGCUCCUCCUUAGAGAGGCAACUCGACAAAUUAGUGCAAUCACAGCCUGUCGCGGUUAGACUUCCAGGCUUGGACUCUCUCGACGAGGACAAUAAGCUGCGCUUCUUCCAGCUCUUGCUGCAAGAAGAUAGUGGUAUUAAGGCUACCGGUAAAUCAUUCUCAGUCCUUAAAAAAAAUUAUCCUCGACUCUUUUUAUUUUACCCGGAAAAGCAGCUUCCAGAGUGGAAAAUUUAGGGAAAAUGUGACCUGGCUUUUUUCUAAUCGUAUUUUGUAUCAGAACGAGGAGGUCGAGGUACAUUGGCUGCAGAGCUUCCCCUUCACGAACGACGACUUCUACCACCAUGCGGAGCGUGGGCUGUUAGCUGGCCGUGUAGACCUGAAGCUCUUUUCAAAGGGGUUCGAGAGUAUCCACUUGAAAUGCACGAAUAACGAUGUCAAAGGACUCAAAGUAUCACUUAUAUAUCAUGCUUUGUGAGGACAAGGACAUCGACUUUGUUGUACGUCGAAGUAACCUGCAUGUGUAUGUACUACUCGUCUGGCCACGUUGCAAGCAACAAUUAGGAUGGAACGUCGUGGAGUCAGUUUCAUAUUACAACUCAUAUUAGACAACUCAUAAGUCUACGAAGAUGGAUUGCCGAAUUAUUAAGUCUACGAUGGAUCAACAUCAAUCUUGCCCUUUAGCAUUACCUCACGGUAAAGUUGAUGACCUCUCAGGUAGUACCUUUGCCGAUUAGUGCGGCAGCAUCGACAAAAGAGGCCGGACCCCCACAGGUGAUAAUACAGACAAUUUGCGUGGAAUUGUUGGAGCUUUUAGCUAAGGGUAGUUCUUCACUAUUCCAGGUGGACUAUGCUGAGUGGCGCUCUCCUUGAUUUAAAGAGAAAACAAGGGGGGCGCAGGGCAUCCUGCUCGACUCGGUAUAGUGAAAGACUACCGCGCGCUAAUCUAAAGGCCCACCCGUUUGUCAAAUGCGACAUAACCGUACUGGAUUUAUGGGCGUCGGAUAUUGUCUAUCUCGUCUUAGCAGCAUACUGAUUUAGGUAGCCAUACUGCUUCUAAUCUUCUACAUCUAGUACUUACUCUUAGACGUAUCUAUGUCUUUUUAGUAGAAGCACCGCUUCUUAGAAGGUCGUAACUAUGUACAGUUUCGAUUUGAAUCUCUAUUUCCUUCGUUCAUACCAAUCCCAAACACGGAUCGAACACGAUUGCACGUUUGCGUUGCCGAUAGUGUUGUUGAAAUUCUGCCUACCAUGGGAAGUCGAUGCGACAGAUUUGACUGAAUUCGCGAAGACGUGUCCUCGAAAUUGUGUCGCGCAAGCGGCUGGGAUAUUCUACCGCGAGGUCCAUCUAGAAAGAUGCUAAUAUUUCAUGUUCUUGUUCUUGAUGAAAUAGAAGAUGAAGAUGUUACAAAGGUGGUACCACGGUAGAGGAAACAUUUGAUAGGUAAGACCGUGGUGACUCUCCUUUCCAUUUCUUCUUCGCAGAAAGAACAUCAUUAAGCUUUAUUUUGCAACGAAACUCAAACUUCGCAGGUUCUUUCCGACGACUUUCCCCUGAACCUGCUAACUUUUGGCGGCAUAUUGUCCGAAGUAGAGCGCACUAUGGACAGAAUUACGCUGGCAACAAGUCUCGUCCGACACGGCGUCUGCAAGAAGGACUUGAACGUCGUGAUUUACUUGCAGGCCAGCAAGAUCGAGGUUUUGAGCCACGACAAGCGUUUGAGCGAGAUUGUCCUUUACACGCUUCAAGACUACUUUGCUUUUGCUACGAAAAAUCUGGCUGACAUGGAACAGAUGUACAAAUAACCGAUGCAGGUGGCGGACUGGGGAUUAUGAUCGUGGAUCGGGUUACUGAUCCUGCACUUCAGUGCUGCACUUAAGUACAGUGGAUAUUCCUCAUUACUCACGUACAACACAGUACACUGGGAGUUUACUGAUCAGUGAUCAAUUAUACUUAGUACGUCGCGGAAGCGGAUAGUGUUAGUGCGUUGGUCGUCCACGAUCGAGACGAGGUAGGUACUUUCAAAGAAGUACUAGAGUAUAGAAUUGAUUCAUGAUAACACUACGACACAGACUUGUCUUACCUUUACUAGCAGAAAAAUGUCAACAAUGACACUGCGUACAAGGACUUAGGGAAUAGAUUUCUAAACUGAUUUCGAUUUGUUGAUUGUAUCACAAUCACUUGUCAAGUGACACUUGAUGAACUUUGUACGUUGUUUACCAGUAGUAUCUUGUUUUUGUUGUUGAUGACUGUUACGCGCAUAAUAUAAUCCGGAAACCGUGAAAUACCUUACAGCAAAUUCGCUAGGCAGACCCAGAGGUAGAGUUGUUUUACACUGAAGAUAAUGAGUAAAAUUCAGAUUGUAGUGCAGCUACUAGUUGUUUGUGUUAGGGUUCGUAGUCGAAUUUUCCUUUGAGGAAUAUAACGCAGAAUUGUUCGUCUUCGCUUUCCGUAUCGAUAGUUUGAUCACUUUGUCACUGUUUCACAUGUUUUUUAUCCAACGAACUCUGUUUUCUAUUUCUUUCUAUUUUUCUUUGUCUGUCAGUAAUGCAUGGCGAGCAUUGUGUAUAUCAAAGAGCAAAGUGUUCAUGUUUAUGAUAAUGGUGCAGUAUCACGUAGUUAUAUCUUUUUCUCGACGCGCAAUUAUCCGAGGCAGGUUGUUGUUGUUAUUUAUAUGGGUUCUCGUCGGUGGUCAAGGUCCACCUAAAUGAAAUCAUGGAUUGAUUAUUCGCAGAGAAGAUACAACGGCAACAUCAAGACGGCGAACAAUUUGCCGGAGGCGCCAGCGCAAAUUUUAUUUCUCGACCGGUGGAAGAAAGACCUCCGUAGCGGCACGACUUCGAUGC